CAGAAGAAAUAUUGUUGAAUAUAUUUUAAAUAAUGCAGAAGUGACUGAUAAAGAUGAAAAUAAAAGCACAGCUCUUCACAUUGCUGUAAUGAAGGGCAACGUCGAAGCCGCCGAACUGCUGUUGAAGUCUGAGAAAAUUGACGUGGAUUGCGAAGAUGAAGAUGGAAACACGCCGCUUAUGCUUGCAUCAAAAUACGGGAAUGAAGAAUUGAUGGAUCUUUUGAUCGUCGAAAAUAAGUGCAAAAUAGAUCAUAAUAAUAAAAAUGGAAUGACCGCCCUUCACUAUGCUGCUUUGUAUGGGAAGACAAAUGCUGUUGUAAAGCUUCUUCGGCAUGGACCAAAGCAAUUGGCAAACAAAGUUACAAGAAACAAGAAAACAGCAUUUCAUUUAGCAUGUGAAAACAACAACUUAGAAUGUGCAAAAGAGCUUCAGGCUGGAAAGUGUGCACAAGAAACACGGGAUGCACCGGAUGCAAACGGGUUCACCCCCUUCAUGCACGCAGUCGCUAAAGGUUUCGAGAAAUUAGUUUAUUACCUGAUGGAUUGUGGUGACAUAGAUCCGUGCGUUCGGCUGGGAGACGGGAGGAAUAUUCUACAUAUUGUUGCCGAAAAAAACAGAUCAACUGUUCUUAAGAUUUUAUUAGACAAAACAUCCAACAAUACGUUACAAAGGGAAAGAACUGCCCAAAUGUCUUCUAUAAACAAAAUUCAGAAGUUAUUGAACGCACAGGAUAACGAAAGCAACAAAUCGACGCCCCUGCAUACAGCAAGUCAAUUUGGACACGUGAAAGUUUUUGAAAUACUUCUUAAGUAUGGUGCAAAUCCUUUUCUCCCAGACGCGUACAUGAAAACUCCGCUACAUAUUGCGAGUGAAAAAGGUUUUACAAGCAUCAUAGAAAACAUGGCGCUACAAAACCAUGAGUUUCUAAACAAAACAGACGUGAAUGGUGACACUGUGUAUCAUUUAGCGGCAAAAGAAGGACAUGCUAGACUGCUCGAUGUCCUACUUCGUGAGGAUAAAGAAAACAAUUUCAGCAAAGUAAAGAAUAAGACAGGGUGUACCUCACUUUGGCUUGCGGCCGCCUCUGGGCAUCUGAAAUGCGUGGAGCAUUUGAGUACUCAAACCGAUUUAAUCGACAUGGCGAACGAAAAUAAGCUUACACCUUUGAUGGUAGCUAGCAAAAACGGACAUGCUGACGUUGUGGAAUACAUGAUAUUGAAACAAAGCAACGUUUCUCUAUUGGAUGAAAAGGGUCACAAUUGCUUAGAAAUCGCUAUACUCAAUCGCCAUGAGUCUGUUGCAAUGACAAUUAUUGAAUCAAACCAGUGGGAGAAAGCUCUUAGGAACUACACAAAAGACGACGACGGAAUGGAAUGUACGCCGUUUAGAAAACUAGUUCGGCAUAUGCCUGAUACUGCAAAGGCAUCUUUGGAUAGAUGUAUUUAUGCAUCCGCUGAAGAAAAUGGCACCAAAAGACAAAAAAAAGAUAAUGCAUGCAAAAAUGAGAGGAAAAUUAAACGUAUAGAAUACCUGGCUCGAUUCAACUUCGAAUUUAUUGACGAUCUAUAUUUCAUAAAAGAAUGGAGCGAUCAAAGUAGUUUUAGAACUCGCGACAUGGAGGCAACAAAAACGCAAUACAGCUAUAAGAGGACGGAUACACCAGAGGCUUAUGAAAAUGAUGCAGAUUUAUUCAAAGUUCAACACCCAAUGAUAAUUAUGUCUGAAGCAGGACUGUUGAAUUUACUCGUCCAUCCAGUUGUGAAGGGCCUUCGUCAGCAUAAAUGGAGCAGAUUCGCAAAGAGUUAUUACUACGUCUUCUUCGUUAUCUAUGCGCUCUAUUUGUCGUUUUUGACUACAUAUGUUGUUAUGACGCCACCCCCAUUUGCAAUAAACCAAUCGAGCUGUGAGGAAUAUUUUGAUACUGGGUAUAGAAGGCCACUUGCAUUACACGUGGUCAAAACCUUUCUGUACGUUCUAACAAGUAUCAACGUCUUCAAAGAGCUGAUACAACUAUUCAUGCGACGUUUGAACUAUUUCAAUUUCGUUAACAUCAUGGAAAUAAUUAUUUUCGUUACCAGUUUCUUAUUUGUGAUCGAUUUUGACGGAUGCCAAUAUUACACCAAUUACAGAUACACUUUUCAAUGGAAUCUUGGUGCAGUUUCCAUUCUACUGUCUUGGUUUGGAAUUGUCAUGUAUCUGCAAAAAUGGCCAGAUAUCGGAAUUUAUGUUGUUAUGUUUAACAACAUUUUGAGGACCUUAGUGAAGUUCUUCAUCGUUUUCGUGCUUUUCAUUGUUGGAUUUGGGCUUGGUUUCUUUUGUUUACUUCAAAACCAAACUCCAUUUUCAACCGCUCCCUACGCUAUCCUUCGAACCACCGUCAUGAUGAUCGGCGAACUGGAUUUUAACGCUGUCUUCCAUGACGACGUGGUCCAUUACUGGAUCACAUAUGUAUUUUUCUGUAUAUUCCUGAUUGUGAUGACCAUUGUAAUAAUGAACCUGAUGAUUGGUCUUGCAAUUGAUGACAUCAAAGCUGUACAAGACCAUGCUACACUCAAAGGCAUACAAAUGAAGGUGAAGCUUGUUCUUGACGUUGAGAGGCUUUUGCUGAGUGUUUCCAAAUAUCGUUUAGGGGGUUAUUGGAUUUGGCCACCAGGAUGGUACAUCGAUGUUUACGUGAAACGGUUCAAAAGUGCAGAAUAUAUGAAAAUCGCCCUUUCAAAAGAUGCAGAUAAGUAUGAGAAUCAAGUCGAAGUCAACCAGCACAAGAUGAUGCAUAAACAGAAAACGCUUAAGAAAGCAAUGAAGACAAUGAAAAUAGAAAUGGACAAACAGGGUGUUCUGCUCGAGGAAAUCAAGCGAAAAUUAUUCGAAGAAACCAAAACUUAGUGAAAAUGUUUGCCAAUUGCACUGCAACACAUUUUACAUGACUAAUUCAAGAAAAAGUUUAAUUCAAGGGGCACUGAAGUUAUCUGAAAAAAUAUCACUUUGGCAAGCAACAAUUGUGUUUCAAGUCUAAUGUAUGAAGUUCGAUUACAUAGAUUUAAUGUAUUCUCAAUAAAGUAGUUUUUCACACCGACUUAUCAAAUUCCUACUAAACUGUGUGUUCGUUUAAGAAAUGUUAUCUUAAGGAAUUUAGUAGAAAUUGCAAUUAAUACCUGUUGCUGUGUUGAAAUUGUUAAAUAUUGGAAUAAAACAAUACUUUGUGAA
This is a messenger RNA of Mya arenaria, 3208 nucleotides long. Its product is annotated as transient receptor potential cation channel subfamily A member 1 homolog. Gene Ontology annotation, biological process: transmembrane transport; monoatomic ion transport. Gene Ontology annotation, molecular function: protein binding; monoatomic ion channel activity. The coding region runs from base 89 to 2887 and encodes 932 amino acids. The transcript has 20 exons. Gene Ontology annotation, cellular component: membrane. The record is from RefSeq and is a predicted model, not a curated record. NCBI's taxonomy places the organism in Eukaryota, Metazoa, Mollusca, Bivalvia, Myida, Myidae.